Messenger RNA from Colletotrichum higginsianum IMI 349063, 1341 nucleotides. RefSeq lists its product as uncharacterized. The record is from RefSeq and is a predicted model, not a curated record. Lineage: Eukaryota; Fungi; Ascomycota; Sordariomycetes; Glomerellales; Glomerellaceae. The transcript has 3 exons. Bases 1 to 1341 code for a protein of 446 amino acids.
AUGGGUCUCCUGCCACUCACCUACCGCCGCCCGGUGUACGUUAACAACUCGGCAGGCGAAAGCUCCUCCGACGUUUCCGACAGCGGCGAUGAGAAGCAGAGCACUACCGCCUCGUCUGUGCGCUCCGGCCAGUCUGGCACGCCCCAGGGUAUUCCUGAGUCUUUGACCUUCGACAAGAUCAUCGACGGCGGCACUUGUCCUCCAUGCACUGUUCGUGACUUCAUGAACUACCUAAUCUACAUUGAGCAUGCUGCGGAAAACUUGCAAUUUUUCCUCUGGCACCGUGACUAUGAGAAACGUUUUGGCGAGACCAAAACUUCAGACAUUUCACUCGCUCAGGAAUGGACCAAGGACAUGGAAACCGACGUCCUGCAACGCAUGUUCAAGGAGAAGUCACAGGGAAUGCGCAAGAAGCCUGGGCAGGAGAUCUUUAAAGGAACGGAUUUCGAGAAGAAAGGCCCUGUGGCGGCCAUUAUUGAGGAAUCCAACCCCUUUUCGACCCCGCCCCGGACACCCCACGACCAGGAGUCCGUCUACACCGGGUCCAACGGGGUUUCGAACGCCGACUCGUACCGCUCUCAGGCCAGCGAGGCCUUUGCUUCCGCCGGCGCCAAACAGCCUUUUACGAUUCAACCGUUUCGCGAGGAGUUAGAUCGUGUUAUCGCCACGUACAUCAUGGAGGGAGCGCCGCGACAGCUUAACCUUUCGGCCAAGGAGCGCGAUGCCACUCUCCACGCUCUCGCCUACACCACCCACCCCAGUGCUUGCCGUCUGGCAAUCAAGGUUAUUGAGAACUCGCUUCGUCAGCAAGCACACCCCAACUUCAUCCGAUGGUCGAUUUGCAACGGCAAUCCCGCUCGCGUUUUCUUCGCUCGCGCUCUCGGCGUUGGCCUCAUUGUCAUUGCUUUCGUUGCCGCCAUUCUCAUCACUCUCAGCCACGCAGGCCGCGGCUGGCGAGCACUAGCUGCCAUUGGUUGGGUUUUGGGCAUCUCAACAUUAGUCGCAGCCUACAAGGGCAUGUGCGUCGUUCUUCAUGGUAUGCACCAUCGCCACGUCCGCCCUUGGGAGCUGUUCGUCGACGAGGAAAGCGACGAUGAACAGGGCAAAACUUCGUUCGAGUCUUUCGGAACGACCAACAGCUUCGAGUCGGAGCCCUGGGUUAUCAAGUACGAAAAGCGGAACAUUGUUCGCAAGGUCUUUGACCGCGAAGUGUGGAUCGAGGAGCCUGCUCUGCGCACCAUUCAGGACACCAUCUUCUUGCAGGCCAUGCUGUGCGCCGUUCUUCUUGCUGGUGUCUUUACUGCCAUCUUUGUAGCGAUUCCCAAGCACGGCUACUUCUGA